UUGGGCAAGAGGAAGUUUCGCACGCUCGGCCCGCGCCCGCCACCCGCGAGGAGAGAACAGUGGGGGACCCUGCGCGGCGCCCGGGAGGGACCUGUGCCGGCCUCGGCUUCCAGGCGGGCAAGGCCCGAGCGGCGGGCGGCGAUGAUCCCCGAGGAGAGGACGGACGACCCGGGCUCCGGCGAGGAGAGUGCGCGGCUGCAACCGGCCGGCAGCGUUCGCAAGGGCCGUGACCCCCUGGCACAGACACCGCGCGGCCGCCUGCAGAGCCGCAGGGCCCAGGUCCACCAGCAGAUCAAUAAGGAGCUGAGGAUGCGGACAGGCGCGGAGAACCUGUACAGAGCCACCAGCAACGCCUGGGUCAGGGAGACAGUGGCCCUGGAGCUGAGCUACGUCAACUCCAGCCUGCAGCUGCUGAAGGAGGAGCUGGAGGAGCUCAACGGCAGUGCGGAGGUGGACCGGCCGGAGGGCGAAGGUGUCAGUGUCCCUAUGAUCCCCCUGGGGCUGAAGGAGACCAAGGAGCUGGACUGGUCCACACCCCUGAGGGAGCUGAUCUCUGGGCACUUUGGAGAGGACAGUGCCUCCUAUGAGGCCGAGAUCAGGGAGCUGGAGGACCUGCGGCAGGCCAUUCGGACCCCCAGCCGAGGCGAGGCAGGCCUAGAGCUGCUCAUGGCCUACUACAACCAGCUCUGCUUCCUGGACGCACGCUUCAUCGCCCCCACCAGGAACCUGGGGCUGCUGUUCCAGUGGUAUGACUCACUCACGGGAGUCCCGGCCCAGCAGCGGGCCCUGGCCUUUGAGAAGGGCAGCGUGCUUUUCAACAUCGGGGCCCUCUACACCCAGAUCGGGGCUCGCCAGGACCGCUCCUGCCCCGAGGGCACCAGGCUCGCCAUCGAAGCUUUUCAGAGGGCUGCUGGUGAGGGCAGCCUGGCCCCCAGCCCCACGGCUGCAGUUGUGCGGAGGAGGGGUGGGGGGAGGUGGGUUAGCACUCCAAGUGUGUGGGGCAGAGCAGAGACACACACAGGCCCUUUCUGGGGGUGGGGGCGGGGCCAGGUAGCCCUUUCCUCCUGCUGUGAGCGCCCCUCCACAGGGGCCUUCAGCCUCCUGAGGGAGAACUUUUCCCGAGCACCCAGCCCCGACAUGAGCCCGGCCUCGCUCUCCAUGCUGGAACGACUCAUGACUGCCCAGGCCCAAGAAUGCAUCUUUGAGGGCCUCUUGCUGCCGUCCACCGAAGCCCCCCAGGGUUGCCUGGCCCAGCUGCGCCUGGCUCAGGAGGCUGCCCAGGUGGCAGCUGAGUACAGGCUGGUGCACCAGACCAUGGCCCAGCCACCUGUCCGCGACUACGUGCCCUUCCCCUGGACCACCCUGGUGCGUGUCAAGGCUGAGUACUUCCGCGCCCUGGCCCACUACCACGCGGCUGCGGUGCUCUGCGACAGCCCCCCAGCGGCCGAGGUGGACUGCCCAGCACUCUCACAGGCCUUCCUUGGGCUCCCAGCCACACCUGGGCCCCCGGGCGCCGCACCCCAGGAGCAGGAGGGGCGCAGGAUGCUCGGCAAGGCCCACCUGAAGCGUGCCAUCCUGGGCCAAGAGGAGGCCCUGCGGCUGCACGCCGUGUGCCGUGCCCUGCGGAGCGUGGACCUACUGCAGGCCGUGCUGGCCCAGGCCCUGCGGUGCUCACUGGCCAGGUACUCGGAGCUCGACCGAGAGGAUGACUUCUUGGAGGCCACGGAAGCUCCCGACAUCCCACCUAAAACACAGCAGAAGCCAGAGAUCAGGGCACCCAGCUUCUCCAGGGUGAAGGUGACCGAUAUCUUCCACCGGCUGGGGCCCCUGUCCGUGUUUUCAGCCAAGAACUGCUGGCGGCUGGUGGGGCCCGUCCACGUGACCCGGGGAGAGGCUGGCUUUGGCCUCACGUUGCGGGGAGAUGCGCCCGUCCUCAUCGCUGCUGUCAUCCCCGGGGGCCCGGCCGCGGCAGCUGGCCUGCGGGAGGGUGACUACAUCGUGUCCUUGAACGGGCGGCCGUGCAAGUGGUGGAAGCACGCAGAGGUGGUGGCGCAGCUGAAGGGCGUGGGCGAUGAGGGCGCGAGCCUGCAGGUGGUCACGCUGCUGCCCAGGGCGGAGCCACCCAGCACGGGGGAGCACCGGCCGGCCCUGGGGGCGCUUCUGAGGGGCCAGAAGGAGUGUGGGCGGGGGCCGCCAGCUCCUGGGCGAGCCAGCCCCAGGCCCCUCCUUGGCUGGAGCCGCAAGGCCAAGAGGGGCAAGACCAGAGGGAGGCUGUCCCCACACCCCUGAGCUGUGUGCCGCCCUCCCCCUCCUGCCCAGGGUGGUGGCGAGGGGCCAGCUCCCCCCAUGGCCCUCUCCAUCCUGAAGGACUUUUGGGCCAGUUUGCUGCCCCACCUGGUGCCCGGAGCUGCCCAUUAAAGACCGAGUCAGAUGA
This is a messenger RNA of Acinonyx jubatus (cheetah), 2434 nucleotides long. It is a transcript of the gene RHPN1, whose product is annotated as rhophilin Rho GTPase binding protein 1. The record is from RefSeq and is a predicted model, not a curated record. The coding region runs from base 142 to 2289 and encodes 715 amino acids. Gene Ontology annotation, molecular function: protein binding. Lineage: Eukaryota; Metazoa; Chordata; Mammalia; Carnivora; Felidae. Gene Ontology annotation, biological process: negative regulation of stress fiber assembly; signal transduction. The transcript is spliced from 14 exons.